This is a messenger RNA of Hyla sarda, 2901 nucleotides long. It is a transcript of the gene TCF7L1, whose product is annotated as transcription factor 7 like 1. NCBI's taxonomy places the organism in Eukaryota, Metazoa, Chordata, Amphibia, Anura, Hylidae. Gene Ontology annotation, cellular component: beta-catenin-TCF complex. The record is from RefSeq and is a predicted model, not a curated record. Gene Ontology annotation, biological process: regulation of transcription by RNA polymerase II; canonical Wnt signaling pathway. The transcript is spliced from 12 exons. The coding region runs from base 37 to 1704 and encodes 555 amino acids. Gene Ontology annotation, molecular function: DNA-binding transcription factor activity, RNA polymerase II-specific; RNA polymerase II cis-regulatory region sequence-specific DNA binding.
GGCUUAUACGUGUCUAAAGGGGGGGCUAUAGCCAGCAUGCCUCAGCUAAACAGCGGUGGGGGGGACGAGCUGGGGGCCAACGAUGAGCUGAUCCGGUUCAAGGAUGAGGGGGAACAAGAAGAGAAGAGUCCCGGGGAGGGGUCUGCAGAGGGGGAUCUGGCAGACGUCAAGUCAUCGCUGGUCAACGAGUCGGAGAAUCACAGCAGCGACUCAGACUCGGAGGUGGAGAGAAGACCACCUCCAAGAGAGAGCUUUGAGAAACCCAGGGAUUACCUGUCUGAAGCAUUCAGGAGGCAGCACCAAGAUGCAGCUUUCUUUAAAGGAUCACCCUACGCAGGCUACCCAUUUCUGAUGAUCCCUGACCUUGGCGGCCAUUACUUGCCCAACGGUGCCCUUUCGCCCAGUGCCCGCACGUAUUUGCAGAUGAAAUGGCCCCUCCUAGAUGCCCCCAGUACUGCCGGCUUGAAGGAUGCCAGGUCGCCAUCACCUGCACACUUGUCAAACAAGGUGCCAGUUGUCCAGCACCCUCAUCACAUGCACCCUCUAACACCCCUCAUCACCUACAGCAACGAUCGCUUCUCACCAGGAACCCCUCCUGGACACUUGUCUCCUGAAAUAGAUCCAAAGACCGGAAUCCCGCGUCCACCUCACCCGUCGGAGCUUUCUCCUUACUACCCGCUGUCCCCUGGAGCUGUAGGACAGAUCCCUCAUCCCUUGGGCUGGCUGGUUCCACAGCAGGGUCAACCCAUGUAUUCAAUCCCUCCUGGUGGAUUCAGGCACCCAUAUCCGGCACUGGCAAUGAACGCCUCAAUGUCCAGCUUGGUUUCCAGUCGUUUCUCUCCCCACAUGGUGCCCCCACCUCACCACGGCUUACAUACCUCAGGGAUCCCUCACCCUGCCAUUGUCUCCCCAGUUGUAAAGCAGGAACCGUCCUCUGGAAACCACAGUCCCAAUCUCAACACGAAAUCCGGCGGUCAAGUUAAGAAAGAAGAGGAGAGGAAGCCGCAUAUUAAAAAGCCGCUGAAUGCCUUUAUGCUGUACAUGAAAGAGAUGAGAGCCAAGGUUGUAGCAGAGUGCACCCUGAAGGAGAGCGCAGCCAUCAAUCAGAUCCUCGGCCGUCGGUGGCACUCUUUAUCGCGGGAAGAACAGGCCAAGUACUAUGAGCUAGCCAGGAAAGAGAGGCAGCUUCACUCCCAGCUCUACCCAACAUGGUCGGCUAGAGAUAACUAUAAUGGAAAUCUCAUGUUCCAGGGCAAGAGAAAGAAGCGGAAGAGGGAAAAGUCCCAGGAAUCAGAAGCAUGUAAACCUAAGAAGGUGUGUGUCCAGCAUCUCCCUUCAGAGAAGAGCUGUGACAGCCCGGCCUCAUCCCAUGGCAGUAUGUUGGACUCGCCAGCAACACCCUCAGCCGCCCUCGCGUCUCCUGCAGCUCCUGCUGCUACACAUUCUGAGCAAGCUCAGCCGCUGUCCCUCACCACCAAACCGGAAGCAAGAGCACAUUUAUCUCUCAGCCACUCCGCAGCCUUCCUGGCCUCCAAGUCUCCUCCGUCCUCCAGUCUGUCCGGGCACCUGUCAUCCCCUGUCGGAUCGCCGUUACUCUCACGUCCCAUCCCACUCACAUCCUCCAUGUUGUCUCCAUCCGGUGUCUUCCAGUUACCCCUAUUGCAGUCACAGCCCCUCUCUUUGGUGACCAAAUCCAGUGACUGACAUGAGAAAAUCCUAUGGCUGGGAUCAUUUCACGUAAAGGACAUGACAGGAGUUGUACUCUGCAGAUCUGCACAUACUCUGCUCUGCACUAGUAUAUGUAUACUGCUUUGCAGAUAUGGAUAUUGCUCUGCACUGAUUUGGUGUGUGUACAUAUAUAUAACGCUCUGCCAGUGGGGACCACUUUCAUCCUGCUCUGCGAUUCUACUCUUCAGGCAUGGACAAUGCUGUGUUGGAUAUGGACACCACUGAGUAAUGGUGCAGAUAUUUCAUGACAUUGGCCAUAGAGGGCCUGCAUCACUUGACAAGUGACUCAUGUGGUGCGGUGAGCAGGAGCGCCACGGGCUACUUAAGGAACACUUAAUCAGUUCGGUGGGGACACCCAGCUUGCCCGUGCUCUGCAUCAUGCAGGUGGAUUACAGAUUGUACCUCCCUUCCAGCACGCAGCCACUUAGCACAUUGGGCCACAAGUACUCGAACCGCAUACAUUAUUGGUCAAUAUUUGACCUCGCGAUUUUUACGCUUAACUCUGCGGAACGUAUGGAAUUUUUUUUCUUUGAAGUAAAAGUGGAAAUAAUAGGAAAUCCAUGUAUAUUGUACAUACAUAUGUGCCCGGGUAGGGAAGACAAAACAGGUGUGUGCAUUUUACCUUUUGUGGGAGGGUUUCCAUUUCGUAUGUCCUAAGGAAAAGUUAGGAGGAACAAACAAAGUCUUGGUCCUUUUUUAAAUGCUGGUCUGGGGGCAGCAAGCUUUUUUUUUUUAUUUUUUUUUUUUUUUUUAAUUAUAUAAUAUUUUUAUUUUUUACCUAUCUGGCAUUCCCUGGGUUACUAUCACCUAUAUAUGUAUUUUCUCUCUCCCACUUACUCUGAGGAUUUUGUGUGUUUUUUAUUUUUAUUUUCCUUUCCACCUUUUCUCCAUUCCAGUCUUCUAUACAGUUUUAUGUAUUCUUGUUUUUUUCGUUUUUUUUUUUUUUUUUAUGCAAAAGAAAAUUCUUGAAAAAUGUGACUUUUUGUAACAAAAUAGAAAAUAUAUUGUGUUUUAAAAUAUAUGGGUUUGUACUUGUGUUUUUGGUACAGUGUGCAGAGGAGAAGGCUGUGAGUGGUUAAACCAAUGUAGGGUGGGGCCCAGUACAGCUACAUGACAAAGACCUGUGUUAAAUGGAGACAAUUGAAGCCAAAUAAAGCACAUGAGAUGACUAUG